AUGGGCUACAGGUGUUACGCGGGCUACAUGUGUUACGCGGGCUACAGGUGUUACGCGGGCUACAGGUGUUACGCGGGCUACAGGUGUUACAUGGGCUACAGGUGUUACGCGGGCUACAUGUGUUACGCGGGCUACAGGUGCUACAUGUGCUACAGGUGUUACGCGGGCUACAGGUGUUACGCGGGCUACAUGAGUUACGCGGGCUACAUGUGUUACGCGGGCUACAGGUGUUACGCGGGCUACAGGUGUUACGCGGGCUACAGGUGUUACGCGGGCUACAUGAGUUACGCGGGCUACAUGUGUUACGCGGGCUACAGGUGUUACGCGGGCUACAGGUGUUACGCGGGCUACAGGUGUUACGCGGGCUACAUGAGUUACGCGGGCUACAUGUGUUACGCGGGCUACAGGUGUUACGCGGGCUACAGGUGUUACGCGGGCUACAGGCUACAGGACGAGCGUGGGCGCCGUCGGAGCCGCCUCCAGCUCGUGGCGCUGAAGUUCAAAGGCUCCACGGGGCCAAACGGGAGAAGAUCUUUACUCUGCGUUUAA
This is a messenger RNA of Knipowitschia caucasica, 549 nucleotides long. The record is from the annotation of a GenBank genome assembly. NCBI's taxonomy places the organism in Eukaryota, Metazoa, Chordata, Actinopteri, Gobiiformes, Gobiidae.